Mesorhabditis spiculigera is the source of this 381-nucleotide messenger RNA. The record is from the annotation of a GenBank genome assembly. NCBI's taxonomy places the organism in Eukaryota, Metazoa, Nematoda, Chromadorea, Rhabditida, Rhabditidae.
AUGCUCUUCGAACUGUCCCUCGAUCAUUUCGAGUCUUCAAUGACGAUGCCCUCAAUGAAGGUCGUCAACCCCAAAGCCAAGGUCCAGCCGCAAAGCCAAUUCAAAGCCAUCUCAGCGAUCAGAAUGCCAAUGAUGCUGGCGAUGAACACGCUGCACAUCUCCGAGAAGCGCGAUAGCAUCGACAGUGCUACCUCAUCUCGUAACGGUUCGAUCUGCGAUGAAAAAGCUCCAGAACUGAAGCGCCAUGGCUCGGCUCCGCAGCUGGAUAAGCACUCCAUCCACAAGAAGAAGCUCGCCAACAUCGAGAAGGGCGUCAAGAAUCAGUCAUUUGACGCCAUCUCACUGCCUCACACCCUCCUCGACCGCCUUCGACACCUGAAA